GAAACGCAUCGAGUUGUUGUUUGCUGACACUUAGCAACUGAUACGUGUUUGCAGUUAUCUGUGAAGGAAUUCUAAGCUAAAGCUAUGUUUAUAUCCUCAUGAGAAUUUGAAAGUUAACGCAGUUUAGAUGAAGUCGACAAAAGGAAAAUGCAAGCUUCAGGGGAGGAAAAAGUAGACAGACCACAAUCACAACGUUCAUGUGCAAAACUCGUCCUCCGCCUCUUAUUUUCCCACGUGGGUCUCUUUCUGUUAGUGGUCCUCUAUGCCGGUUUCGGGGCUUUUAUCUUCGUUGAGGUGGAAUACGAUUAUGAGACGACUCUCAGGAAAGAGAGGCGCAUCAGAUCCAUAGAUGUGAAUGAUUCGAUAGCGUAUCUUUCUGCCCUUUUUUAUUACUUGAGGGACAGAAACUUCAGUGAAUUUAAUUCCAGGGUGUAUGCAGAGCUCAAGAGUUUUGACAAUUUUAUUGUGGGAGUAGUAACCAAUUUCUCCUAUGACGGCACCAUGGAUGAGGAAAACUGGGACAGGGAAUGGACCUUUGGAAGUGGACUUCUGUAUGCUGUAACCAUUCUAACUACCAUUGGUUAUGGUCAUGUGACUCCAAAAACGCAGCUUGGAAAGAUCAUCACCAUUUUGUACUCCUUGAUAGGCAUUCCAUUGACGCUGAUCUUCCUCGCCAAUAUUGGUGAACUAAUGGCGUCUGUGUUUCGUUACCUGUACAGUAGACUGUGCUGUCGAUGGUGCAGAGGUGCCCGUCGUCGCAGCGAAUUUUCGAGAGAUAUGAUUGUCAAAAUGGGAGGCAGGCUUCCUCCAUUAUCCAACGACGAAGUCGGAAAAGAGGAAUAUAUGCCAACUGAAAAAAUUCAAAUACCCAUUACCAUGAAUUUGCUGCUAAUUUCCCUCUUCAUUCUCCUUGGAGCUGGAAUUUUUGCUGUUCUCGAAGAUUGGGAUUUACUUAGUUCUGGAUAUUUCACAUUUAUUACGUUAACGACCAUCGGAUUCGGUGACUAUUACCCUGGAAAAGCAUUUCAAGGUUACAAAGGAAGCAUAUCUAAAACUCUUACUUUGAUGGGUUGUUGUUUCUACAUGAUGCUGGGUAUGGCUUUAGUGAGUAUGUGCAUCAACUUAAUGCAAGAACAAUUAACGCAGAAAGUGAAAUGGGUAGCAACUGAAAUUGGACUCAUACGUCAACCGGACAUCGAAGAUACGGAAGAAGAGAAACCUAUCACUAAUCUUAGUGAACACGAUUCCAGGAAAUCUCUGCGUGAAUGAAAUUUUAUGUUUGUGACAAAUUAGAGAUCACCUGUAUAUUUUUAUGGCUCAAGCAUGUAAUGUAAACCACUUAAUACUGAAUAUAAAAAAUGUUGUUUUCUGCCA
Molecule: messenger RNA, 1374 nt
Organism: Stegodyphus dumicola
Lineage: Eukaryota; Metazoa; Arthropoda; Arachnida; Araneae; Eresidae
Product: TWiK family of potassium channels protein 7-like
Biological process (GO): potassium ion transmembrane transport; stabilization of membrane potential
Cellular component (GO): plasma membrane
Molecular function (GO): outward rectifier potassium channel activity; potassium ion leak channel activity
Source: RefSeq, a predicted model, not a curated record